Messenger RNA from Bursaphelenchus okinawaensis, 2205 nucleotides. NCBI's taxonomy places the organism in Eukaryota, Metazoa, Nematoda, Chromadorea, Rhabditida, Aphelenchoididae. The record is from the annotation of a GenBank genome assembly.
AUGGCGCCUUCCAGAUGUGCUCACGAGAUAUCUCAAAACAAAAAGUUGGAGCGGAUUCAGACGCUCAUCAACUUCGUCAAGACCGCAAACAAACAACAAGUACGUCUGCUUUCACUGAGUAUUACUUCCUAACACUAUGGGUUACUGUAAUGUUGCACAAGCUUGUUUUGUGCCUGAACUUUUUAAAAUUUAUGCAAAUUUUAGUUUUAUAAACUAAAAAGUUUUACUUCAAAGUAGAUACUAUCAUAUAUUGUAGUAAGUAUUAAAGUAUUUUCAGAAUACUGCCAAGCUAACAGAAGUGUGGGCGACGCCACAGUGUUCUAUAACAGAUGUUCGUAUCUUGUUUGUGGUAGGGGCAGAUCCAGCGCCAUUAUAUGAGAACUCGACUGGAGAGAAGGUACUUUCCGACCGGGUAGAGAAUGGUUCUAUUUGUACACUUUGUGCUCAGAAGUACAAAGAGUUCCUUCAGUUUGCCAGACAGAUAUACCAGGCUCAGUUUGGUACGGUAAGUUCGUUUUAACUGAAGUAAUUCUUGAUUUAUAGAGUAAGUAUUGAGUCGAGUCAUUAUAAUAGACGUAUAACAUCUCUUGUAGCUUCUGUCAAUUCGUUUCUUACCAUCCCCAUUUAGACCCCGCUCAAGAUCAAGAAGCCCACCAAACCGAUAGGCCAAGAACAUGGCCUAGUUACAGUAGCCUUGGACGGAGGGGGGAUGAGAGGUCUAGUCUCCAUCGUGUGUAUGUUGUUCGCCUCCAGAAGGCUGCUGGGUGACGACUCCUUCCCCAAACUCGUAGAUUGGUGGGUAGGGUGUUCCACUGGCUCUAUGCUGGCCCUAGCCUUGGCUAAAGGCAACUCUCUGAUCGAUACCUUCUUCUUGUACUGGGAGAUGAAGAACGAGAUCUUCCUGGACAAGUCUACCAUGAAACGAUUGUUUGGCAACGUGAUAGAUAAACAGGUAAAUCGAUGAAUUUAAGGCUUAUAGGUAGAGUAAUUAAAAAGUUAUAUAUUGAUUACCAUAAUAUUAUGAUAUUGCUUUAGUCAGUACGAGUAUCCAACGUUCUGAACCGGGUGUUUGACAACGACAACGAUACAUUCCUAAACUCUCCGUUACGGCUUACAGUACCUUCACUAGACAUAACCACCACUCCAGGGAAGCUCCACAUCUUCAGAAACUACCCCACCAAAGGCAGCACAACAGAAGAUGUUCACUUCAGAGACGCGGCACGAGCUAGCAGGUAAGUAUUUGCAUAUUAUAAUCUCCUUUUUACUAAUAUAGAUGUAUAGAAACUAUACUUCAUUACCAUCUUUCGUAGUAUACUGGUCAAAAAGUAAAUAGAACUACUUUUUACUUCAAAAUAAGAUCUUUUCUUGUUUUUCCACAGACUUUUUGACCGUAUAACCUUAAUAUUUAGAAAAACUUUGUUCAAUCUGAAUGUACUUACAUAAGUGACAUUUCAGUGCUGCUCCAACCUACUUCCAUCCACAUACGAUGGGAGAUUGCAAGCUGGUCGACGGCUCUUUGGUCGCCAAUUGCCCUCUGGGGAUUCUCUUUGGGGUAAGUGCAAGUGUACACGUUCAAUACGUAGACAUGUUUAAUGUGUUAAAAAGAGCAAUAUGAUUAUCUUAUUACUCUCCAAUAUACGUUCGAAUUUAAUAUGAAGCAGGUUCUGGAAGAUAAAGUGAUAAGAAUACAUAAAUACAGUAUACCUUUUGUAAAAAACUAUCAGAUACACAUGCUAUAAGGUGAUGUUAUAGGAGUACGACAAGUGUCUGCAAACGGGUGACAAACUCAAACUGGGCUGUGUGAUCUCAAUUGGCACGGGCGAGCCGGCUGAAACCAAACGACGCUACAAGAGUGGCUCCUCCAUCUCUCACCGUAGCCGCCACCUUCGUGACAUGGCGGUGCUACUGAUCGAACAAGUGGUCGGCUACGAGAAGUCUGUGGUCGACUGUGCCAAAGACAGGUGUUUGGCAGCCGGGAUACCGUUCUACCGCGUCUGUCCAGUAGGCAUCGACGUCAAGAUAGAUCAAGUCAACGAUGGGGUCUUGAUGGAUAUGAUAUGGGAGACGCUGUUGUACCUACUACAGAACAGUGACCAGAUCGACCAGAUGGGGGCCAGUCUAGCCAAACUGUGUAAUACUCCAACAUCUACAGUACGAAGACCAAGGAGAGGACACUCUGUGGAGCCACCCAUGAAGUUGUGCUAG